Molecule: messenger RNA, 729 nt
Organism: Lotus japonicus
Lineage: Eukaryota; Viridiplantae; Streptophyta; Magnoliopsida; Fabales; Fabaceae
Product: GDSL esterase/lipase ENOD8-like
Exons: 4
Coding region: 1-729 (242 amino acids)
Molecular function (GO): hydrolase activity, acting on ester bonds
Source: RefSeq, a predicted model, not a curated record
AUGCUAAUUGAGUUUGUAAGUCAUCACAUCUCACUUUCUGUGCUUCUUUUUACAACACUUCUGAUCAACCCUGCUGAAGUAUUGGCCAGUACUACCAAAGCUUGCGACUUUCCUGCCAUUUUUAACUUUGGUGCCUCAAACUCGGAUCCUGGAGGCUACUCUGCUGCCUUUCAACAACAAAGACGACCAAAUGGAGACACUUAUUUUGGAAGACCUGCCGGAAGGUUUUCGGAUGGCCGAAUCAUCCUUGAUUUUAUAGCACAAAAUUUUGAACUUCCAUAUCUUAGUGCAUAUCUUGACUCUUUGGGUGCCAACUACUCUCACGGUGCGAGCUUUGCAACAGCAUCAGCAACAAUUAAACUCCCAGACAGUGUUGUACCUCAAUGUACAUUUAGCCCUUUCUUCCUUGGCCUUCAAUACCUUCAAUUCCAACAGUUCAUAGCCAGGACACAAUUCAUAAGAGAACAAGGUGGCUUGUUUGCAACAUUGAUGCCCAAAGAAGAAUAUUUUUCUAGAGCUUUAUACACAUUUGAUAUUGGUCAAAAUGAUAUCAAUGCUCGCUUAUUGGACGACGACAUAACUAUACAAGAAGUUUAUCAUUUUAUACCGGACAUAAUUAAGACUUUCUUAGUGGAUCUCAAGCUCAUAUAUGAUUUGGGGGCUAGAUCAUUUUGGAUACACAAUACAGGACCAAUUGGAUGUCUCCCUGUUAUAUUGACAUUUUUUUGA